AUGGUGACCUUUCGUGAUAGGAUCACAUGCAAAUGUUUCAAGAAACUAUCCGAAGAAGAACAGAAGCAUUGGAAAGAUACAGUGCAAGCCGAAGAGGAAGCAGCAGUGAAAGAAUGGAAUGAUCGCCUUGCGGCUCCUCCUUCCACAUCUCCCAUCGAUAGACAAGCGGCUCUGGAUAACCUCGCAACAUUUGCUGGGCCGGUUCUUACUGGUAUGGCCGAAAUCCUUGGCAUGCAUGUCUCCCUUUUAGUUGGUGGACCUGAACCCCGCAAGCAAGGGAAAAUUACCAUUGUUAGUAUGCAUGAGGGCGUUGACUUAGAUAAGACCAAGUUCAAAAUGGUCACAAAAUUGUUUCAAGAAUACCUAUCACACGCAUAUACCAAGCAGGACUGUGAUUCCCGUCGCCUCCCGGAUGAUUUAGAUGGCUUGUUCGCUAUUUUGCUGGAAGGCGACCAAUCUGACACCAAAGAAGAAUGUGAAGCAAAUGAAUUGACAGCCAAAUAUAGACCCCGGAAGAAAUCAAAGCAGCAAGGUACGAAAUGGGGACGUGCUUCUCAACGCGAGCCUUCUGAGGCUUCUGAGGCAGAUGAAUCAUCUUCGGAAUCAUCUUCCCCAUCCUCCGGCUUGUCUUCAUCUUCCUCGUCUUCAACUUCAUCAAGCUCCACUGAUAGCGAAGAUGAACGUCAGGGUUCCAGAUGGGUACUUCCAUUUUCACCUUCCAAGGGAAACCUUGGUGUCACGUUCUUUAAUUCACGCCACCAGAAAAUAGCUCUCGAACACCUUGAAGCAAUGAAGAAGGGUCGCCUGGUCAACAUGCCAUCUCCUGCAUCCGAAGUACCAGAUCGUUUGUCUGAAGUACCAGAUCAUUUGUCCAAAGUACCAGAUCGUUUGUCCGAAGUGUCGCCUCAUGUGUCUGAAGUGCCGGAUGACAUGGAGGAAAUUGACCAACUCAACGAAGACAGCUCCGUUAUCAAUGGAAUCACAUCUGCCACCAUAAUUGAGCUGCCUGCUGCACCUUUCGACGUCAAUCUCAUUGAUCCACGUAUCAGAGACGACCCUGUCAUGGCUGCUAACCAACCGCCCAAGCCUAUCAAUAAUCACGACAUGGAUGAGACACCUUCUGCCAAACGAGACACGGAAGGGGCCGAGGAUAAUCAUGACAACCCUCUUAACAUGACUCUCGACAAACAUGUGGUUAACUUAAAUCGGGUUACAGAUGCAAUCCGCUCCUGGCAGUUGAUGGACCCCACCCCAACUUCUCCUCAGCUGAUAAAGCUGUUUGACAAGCUGGUGCGCCUUGAGGAUGCAUCAAGCUUCACGAAUGAGAAAGCCACCUUGGGAUGUGAACAUCGUCUGGUCGAAGUCCACUGGUGGAUUUCCCAUGGACAUAAAGGGAAACCAACCAUACUUAAUCUCGCCACAUUUAUAAUGCAAUGGUGGUCUUGGUGGCUCACGCUUCAACCGGAGUGGAGAAGCUGUCAGGCGCCAACACUUACGGCAUGUGCAAUUCUCCCUCGCACAGAUGACGGCAGUUGGGACUCCCUCAAUAAGCCAGGUGCAAAUGGCAUGCUCUCAGUUGUGGCUACAUUGAAGUGGUGGGCAGACAACACUGACGGAAAAGACUUAUGCUGGCAGGAGGCUGCAGACGACGUCAUGUGGGUUUUGGACCGACUCAUAGCAAGUUGUUCUGCGAUGAAGUCUAUGGUUUCCGGUGGGAACAAGAAACGGGGCCAUUCUGAUACUCAGGCCAACACAUCAUCGAAGAGGACGCGUAAUUGGCAGUAA
Messenger RNA from Suillus bovinus, 1785 nucleotides. RefSeq lists its product as uncharacterized. The coding region runs from base 1 to 1785 and encodes 594 amino acids. NCBI's taxonomy places the organism in Eukaryota, Fungi, Basidiomycota, Agaricomycetes, Boletales, Suillaceae. The record is from RefSeq and is a predicted model, not a curated record. The transcript has 7 exons.